UUAUUGCUUUGUAUAUUAUAUCGUAUUGACAAAUGAAUAAUUAUAUUUGUAAUAAAUGUUAUUCUACGAAAAGCAAAAGAAAGAAAGCAUUUAGAAUAACUCAAUGCGGGCACAUAUUUUGUGGCAAUUGCCUAGACGAAGGUAUGAGACCUUGCCCAAGAUGUAAUAAUGGAGAAAUUGCAUCGUUGCAAUUGGAAGAACCUUUAUUACCUAAAGUAGCAUCUUUGUUCAUUCCUCUAAAUGAAGCUAUACAACCAUUACCUGAAAUAGCAAAUUUCCAAAGUGCACAGACUAAAAUUAUUCUAAGACGUUUUUAUCAAAUUGUAUAUAUUACUUUUUAUAAAAAACUUGUUAUCUUCUUACUUCCGUUCUUCGUCUUAUUAUUAUAUUUAAUUUUUAAGGAUAGAAAAUAUAACUUAUUGAAGGAAGAAUAUCAUAAGCUUGCACAAAAUAUGCAAAUAAUAACUGAAAAGUAUCGUAAACUUCGAGAAAAUAUGGAAGCAAUUAAUAUGAAAUUUGCAUAUCCUAGCAAUGUAAUUUCUAAUAAUCCGUCUAUCUAUAAUCGUAGAGACAUGCUUAUCGAUGCAAGAAGAAUGCACAUUGAUAGGUAAAUUUUAAAUAUAAUUCAUUGAAUAGUUUCAUUGAUUAUUACACUUUUAUGAUUAAAUAAAAAUGAACUACUAUGAACUAAUAAAAAUGAUUACUAUGUAUGUAUAUCCGUUUAAU
Vespa velutina is the source of this 726-nucleotide messenger RNA. RefSeq names its product RING finger protein 212B. Gene Ontology annotation, biological process: homologous chromosome pairing at meiosis; reciprocal meiotic recombination; protein sumoylation. The transcript is spliced from 2 exons. The coding region runs from base 33 to 611 and encodes 192 amino acids. Gene Ontology annotation, molecular function: SUMO transferase activity. The record is from RefSeq and is a predicted model, not a curated record. Gene Ontology annotation, cellular component: synaptonemal complex. Lineage: Eukaryota; Metazoa; Arthropoda; Insecta; Hymenoptera; Vespidae.